AGAAUUAUGCCCCGAGACGUCCGCAAAAGGGUUGGUUUAUGGCCUUAUUUAAUCAUGACCAUCGUAAAGACAGCAAUAAAGACGAUGGUAAUAAAGACGGCAAUAUCAAAGACGGCAAUAGCAAAGACGGCAAUAGCAAAGAUGGCAAUAUCAAAGACGGCAAUAUCAAAGAUGGCAAUAUCAAAGACGGCAAUAUCAAAGAUGGUAAUAUCAAAGAUGGUAAUAUCAAAGAUGGCAAUAGCAAAGACGGCAAUAACAAAGACGACAAUAGUAAAGACGACAAUAAUCCUACGAAUAAUUCCAUUAAUUUAUCGGAAAAAAAAUCAAAUGUGAAUAAUCAAAAGAAAAUCGAAAAACCAGUCAUCGAAUUAAGUAAAGCAAUGCUAAUUGAUAUUGAUCCAUCGAAAACGAGUGAUCGAAGAGAAACUGCAAUUUUACAUUAUGAUGUAAUUCAUAAUCCAGAUAAUUGUUAUCAUAUUCAAUUAAAUUGGCUUGGAUGCACUGCACGCCUUAUAGAAGAUAUGUUGAAAAAGUGGAGUAAUGCAACUGAAAAAAAAGGAUUGAAAUUAGUGGAAGUACCUGUUGAACAAGCAAUGAGUUUAACCGAAAAUAAUCCAUUUCAAUCUCCUGUAGCAAUAAAAUUAGCAGUACAACCACCAACUUUGGAAUUACCAGGAAAGAAAUUACAUCCAACCAUUAAUCCACAUUUAUAUUUUGAGACACAAUUGGCGAAACGUUUUAAGUUUAUAUUGGAUGUUGAAGCAGAUAGUAGAUUUCCAGACGAUAUCGAAAUCAAAUAUUCAUAUUUUAAAACUCCAUACAAAUAUUCACAAUAUAUACAUCGUUCAGGUGUAGCAUUCAUACAAAUAUGUAAUCCAGGAGAAGGGUAUUUAUGGGUAAACAAUCGAUUGUUUACUACACAUCACAACAAGAUCUUAUCAAAUCUUCAAGUGAAUCCUGAUGUUUUAUUGAGAGAAUUUCAAAGUUUUUGUGAAAAUGAGGUGGAACUACGGAAAUUCUGGGAAGAUGUGAAAAAUAGGAUACUUUAUAUUGAUGAAGUUGAAGAUCUCUAA
Messenger RNA from Dentiscutata erythropus, 1073 nucleotides. NCBI's taxonomy places the organism in Eukaryota, Fungi, Glomeromycota, Glomeromycetes, Diversisporales, Gigasporaceae. The record is from the annotation of a GenBank genome assembly.